Messenger RNA from Aureobasidium namibiae CBS 147.97, 759 nucleotides. RefSeq lists its product as uncharacterized. The transcript has 2 exons. The coding region runs from base 1 to 759 and encodes 252 amino acids. The record is from RefSeq and is a predicted model, not a curated record. NCBI's taxonomy places the organism in Eukaryota, Fungi, Ascomycota, Dothideomycetes, Dothideales, Saccotheciaceae.
AUGGCAAGCGAUCCCGACCGUGGCCUCUCUGGCUGGGGCAUCUUCUUUCUCGUCGCUUUUGUCUUCAUCGUCAUAGGCGGAUGUGCAUGGAUAGUUUUCACACAAUACCGCGCCCGACGAUUGGGUCUUCCUGCUCCCUCGCUCAACCCCUUCACACGUGGCCGCCGACAACAAAACUCGUAUCAAGCUCCCUCAGCAGCAUCUGGUGGCAUUGGCGGCUGGAUCAAAGACAAGGUCGGCGCAUUGAAGAGCAGUGUCGGUGGAGGUAGAUCAUCCGGAGGCGCAUACGAGCCCAGCGGUGGUUACGGAAGAGGUGGUCACCGUGGUUUCGGCCCUCUGGAUCCUGAUGAAGCCUGGGACACGCGUGUCGGUAACGAGGCAGACUAUGGCGUCAACCGCGACGGCUAUUACGAAGAGCAUGACUUGGGCUCGCCGGAUAUGAACUCAGGACCUUACGGUGGACAUGGGUACGGGGGAGGAAGCAUUGGUGUCGGAGGAAUCGAGGAAACAAGAGGGCGUGCUGCCAGCCGCCAACGCGAGCUUGAUUCACGAUACGAUGAGGAAAUGCACGGCACCAAUCCAUUCGGCGACGACACGGCUGAACGCAGCAGCAUGAAGAAUAACGGCUCGCGUCCGACCGUCGACACCACUGGAGGAGCUUCUGGAAAGGCCCCGCAUCACAAGAACCAGCAGAGUCUGGGUGCCCAGUCCGUCGAUUCUCCAUCGGAGCGCCGCAGCAUCUUCCGCGAGGAUAUGUAA